AUGGCUGCCUCGGAAGAAGGGACCAGCUGCUUGUUCCCCAGAGGCCGGUCCCAGAGCGACCCCAGCAUCCUCGCUGACACCGCAGACACUGGAGGCCAAGCGCGCCCAGAGGAAAUGGAUCAGUCCCCCGCAGUGCAUUCUGAAUAUCUGGUCUCAGGGAUCCGAACUCCUCCUGUCCGAAGGAAUAGCAAGCUAGCCACGUUGGGCAGGAUUUUCAAACCAUGGAAGUGGAGGAAAAAGAAGAAUGAGAAACUGAAGCAGUCGUCUACAGUGUUAGAGAAGAAGACAUCCACAAGGCAAAGCCGGGACGAGCUAAUUAAGAAAGGCCUCCUGGAAAUUAUGGAACAAGAUUCUGAAGGGAAAGCAUGCACUGCUGAUGGUGCCACCAGAACAAUGCUGAGUGACCCUUCAUCCCCCCCAUGCCAGGCAUUCACCUCAGAAGAGAUGCAACAGGAACAUAGAUCAGCCACCAUCAAGGCCGCCUCACUUGGCGAGGAGCUGCACUCAGAAGAACUGAGAGAAGAUUCAGCCAAGAAGACAUCAGCAUCCACAGAUGAACGAGAAAAUGCCAGCCUGCCAACCUCUGAAGAAACUCCACAAGCCUUACUACUUUUGGGAUCCACUGAGUCCCCCCAGAAACAGAUGGAAAGGAACACAGCCCAGGCCCCUAACCCUCCUUCCUCACUUCCAGUUCCACCACCUAAGAUUGUACCCAAAGUCUCAAAGAUUGUACCAGGACAAGCUGUUACCUUCCAGUCCUCAGGACCGAAAGUCUCCGAUCCCCACCUCAGAGGACAGCAUUCGACGCCAACUGGAUCCCCUCACCUGGCUGCUGUCCACCUACCUUUACCUCCUAGUCGAGUCAUCGAGGAACUUCACAGAGCCUUGGCCACGAAACAUCGGCAGGAUAGCUUUCAUGGAAGAGAAAAUAAAGCAUCUCCCAAAAAACGAAUGGAGAUCCGCUUGUCCAGAACAUCCAGCACUGAACAUGGCAAAGAGAAGGAUGGGUCAAUGAGCUAUAACAGCGAUCCAGAAAACAGAUGGAAUUUGGUUAAGGAGUCGGAUGAGAACAAAGAAAACCUGAUCAUGGACUCUGAAAUCAAGGAUGAUUCGGUUUUCUACGAGGACGAAGAAGUUUUGAAUGAUUCCAUAAUUUCUGGUACGUUGCCAAGAAAAUGCAAGAAAGAGCUUCUGGCAGUGAAACUGCGGAACAGGCCAAGCAAACAGGAGUUGGAAGAUAGGAACAUUUUCCCAAGAAGGACUGACGAAGAGAGGCAGGAGAUCCGGCAACAAAUAGAAAUGAAGUUAUCCAAGCGAUUGAGCCAAAGACCAGCUGUUGAGGAGCUUGAAAGACGGAAUAUCUUGAAACAAAGGAAUGAUCAAACAGAACAAGAGGAAAGGAGAGAGAUCAAGCAGAGGCUGACGAGAAAGCUUAAUCAACGACCUACAGUCGAUGAAUUAAGAGACAGAAAAAUCCUCAUCCGAUUCAGCGAUUAUGUGGAGGUGGCAAAAGCGCAGGAUUACGACCGACGAGCAGACAAGCCAUGGACCAGGCUUUCAGCGGCAGACAAGGCAGCCAUUCGUAAAGAGCUAAAUGAAUACAAAAGUAAUGAAAUGGAGGUGCAUGCAUCAAGCAAGCAUUUGACAAGAUUCCACAGGCCAUAGAGAUUUUCUUCUGCGAAGAAUUUGUCUACUUUUUUUGAUAUC
Molecule: messenger RNA, 1707 nt
Organism: Notechis scutatus (mainland tiger snake)
Lineage: Eukaryota; Metazoa; Chordata; Lepidosauria; Squamata; Elapidae
Source: RefSeq, a predicted model, not a curated record